AUGACGGACAUGUGGAGCAGAGCCGCCCAGCCGCCCACAGACCGGCCUGAGAAGCAGAACCACCAGCUGCCUCUGUGCAGGGCGGAGCUGGCCCGCGCAGGUGCCCCCUUUCAAAGGUCUCAGCAUCCGCACGCUACCUCCUGCCGCCACUUCCACCUGGGCCCCCUGCAGCCGCAGCAGCUCGCGCCCGACUUCCCCCUGGCCCACCCUGUGCAGUCACAGCCGGGCCUCAGCGCCCACAUGGCCCCGGCCCACCAGCACAGCGGCGCCCUGCACCAGUCCCUGACCCCGCUGCCCACCCUGCAGUUCCAGGAUGUCACAGGUCCCUCCUUCCUACCUCAGGCCCUGCACCAGCAAUACCUCCUGCAGCAGCAGCUCCUGGAAGCCCAGCACCGCAGGCUCGUCUCGCACCCCAGGCGGAGUCAGGAGCGCGUGUCUGUCCACCCCCACCGACUCUACCCCAGCUUCGACUUCGGCCACCAACUCCAGACACCUCAGCCCAGGUAUUUGGCUGAGGGCACUGACUGGGAUCUCAGUGUGGACGCCAGCUUGAGCCCUGCUCAGUUCCAGGUGCGGCCCAUCCUUCAGCACUAUCAGCAUUACCUAGCGACACCUCGAAUGCACCACUUUCCCAGAAACUCCUCCUCCACGCAGAUGGUUGUCCAUGAAAUCCGAAACUACCCUUACCCUCAGCUUCACUUCCUUGCUCUCCAGGGACUGAACCCCAGCAGACACAUCUCUGCUGUGCGGGAGAGCUAUGAGGAGCUGCUGCAGCUUGAGGACAGGUUGGGAAAUGUGACUCGAGGAGCUGUACAGAACACCAUUGAGAGGUUCACCUUCCCCCACAAGUACAAGAAGAGAAGACCCCAGAAUGGCAAGGGCAAGAAGGAAGAGGGAGAGGAGUCAGACACUGACGAGAAAUGCACAAUUUGUCUGUCUAUGCUGGAGGAUGGAGAAGAUGUGAGGCGCCUACCCUGUAUGCACCUUUUUCACCAACUCUGUGUGGACCAGUGGCUCGCCAUGAGCAAGAAAUGCCCCAUCUGCCGGGUGGACAUUGAGACACAACUGGGAGCUGACAGCUGAGGAAGGAAUUAGCCAGUGGAUGCCCCAUUUUCCUUCACCAGGUCCCCCCACGGCCAUAGCCCUUGCAGCCAAACUUUGCCUUCUGAGCCAUUUGACGUAGAGGAAAAGCCUGCAAGCACAUUUUGUGGAAAGAGGAGUUGGUGGUAUCCGUGUCCGAGGGAAAGGAAGGGUCGGGGAGGACCCACCCAUCCAGAAUGGUGACUGUCCCCAUCUGCCUCGCUGCGCGGGAGGGAGGGAGCUGGCCGUGCCCAGAGCAGGGGUGGGAAGGGGGGGCCCAUGCUGCUGAGAAUCUGGACGUGAUCCUGAAGGUCCUAGCUGAUAGACUGGCCCCUCAAUCCUGCCCUUUGAAGGAUUGUAUAUAUACCUCUCGACCACGUAGAAACCAUGUAGGGGUCUCUAGCUAUUUCUGUGGAUGGCAGCCAGAGCAUGUUAGCUUAAGAAAAAUGUUGUGUGUGGUGCUCUAGUCAUCUUGUGGUGGACAUGUCGCUAUUACCGAAUUCGCACCAAAUAUUUCUCAUUGAGUUUCUUGUUUUGGUGCCUGACCGAAGCAACCAACGACAGCCCAAAUCUUCCCAUCUUUAAGAGAGAAAUGGGAAAAGGAAUCAGAAAUGAAAAGAAAAAAAA
Myotis brandtii (Brandt's bat) is the source of this 1707-nucleotide messenger RNA. It is a transcript of the gene ARK2C, whose product is annotated as ring finger protein 165. The record is from RefSeq and is a predicted model, not a curated record. Gene Ontology annotation, biological process: motor neuron axon guidance; positive regulation of BMP signaling pathway. NCBI's taxonomy places the organism in Eukaryota, Metazoa, Chordata, Mammalia, Chiroptera, Vespertilionidae. Gene Ontology annotation, molecular function: ubiquitin protein ligase activity; zinc ion binding. The transcript is spliced from 8 exons. Bases 1 to 1083 code for a protein of 360 amino acids.